This is a messenger RNA of Cololabis saira (Pacific saury), 7886 nucleotides long. RefSeq names its product laminin, beta 2 (laminin S) (gene lamb2). Gene Ontology annotation, molecular function: extracellular matrix structural constituent. The record is from RefSeq and is a predicted model, not a curated record. The transcript is spliced from 35 exons. Bases 137 to 5563 code for a protein of 1808 amino acids. Gene Ontology annotation, cellular component: laminin trimer. Lineage: Eukaryota; Metazoa; Chordata; Actinopteri; Beloniformes; Belonidae. Gene Ontology annotation, biological process: basement membrane assembly; cell migration; substrate adhesion-dependent cell spreading.
GUUUCCCGGGCAGAGCGGCAGGGACCACCGCAUCACCGACCUGCUCCUCUUCGGAGCAACAAGUGCUUUUUUCUGCGGGACGUUGACGCUCCUCCGGACCGGUUACCGACGCGGUUGCUCCUGCCCGGCCGGACUGAUGCGCGCCUCGCCGGUCCUUCUCUUCUGCGCCCUGGCGGCGGCCGUGGCCCAGGAGCCGGACCACAGCCACGGCUGCGCCCACGGCAGCUGUUACCCGGCAACCGGAGACCUGCUGGUGGGCCGGGAGAAGAGCCUGAAGGCCUCGUCCACCUGCGGGAUGAUCCGGAAGGAUCCGUACUGCAUCGUCAGCCACCUGCAGGAUGAGAAGAAGUGUUUCGAGUGCGACUCCCGGCGGCCGUACGACCCCGUCUACAACACCAUCAACCACCGGAUCGAGAACGUCAUCACCACCUUCAAACCGCACCGGAAGAACUGCUGGUGGCAGUCGGAGAACGGGAAGGCGGACGUUUUCAUCCAGCUGGACCUGGAGGCCGAGUUUCACUUCACCCACCUGAUCAUGACGUUCAAGACGUUCCGGCCGGCGGCCAUGCUGAUCGAGCGGUCGGCGGACUUCGGCCGGACCUGGCAGGUUUACCGCUACUUCGCCCACGACUGCGCCGCCGCGUUCCCGGGAAUCUUCCAGGGACCGCUGAGCAACGUCAACGACGUCGUCUGUGAGUCGCGCUACUCCGACAUCGAGCCGUCGUCGGAGGGAGAGGUCAUCUACAAGGUUCUCGACCCGGCCAUCAGGAUCCAGGACCCGUACAGCCCCGACAUCCAGAACCAGCUGAAGAUCACCAACCUGAGGGUGAACUUCACCAAGCUGCACACGCUGGGGGACAACCUGCUGGACCCGCGGGCCGAGAUCAAGGAGAAGUAUUACUACGCCGUGUACGAGCUGGUCGUCCGCGGGAACUGCUUCUGCUACGGACACGCGUCCGAGUGCGCGCCCAUCGACGGCAUCCGGGGAGACAUCGAGGGCAUGGUUCACGGGCGCUGCGUCUGCAACCACAACACCAAGGGGCUGAACUGUGAGCUGUGUGACGACUUCUACAACGACCUCCCCUGGAGGCCGGCGGAGGGACGGAACACCCACGCCUGCAAGAAAUGCAACUGCAACGGCCACUCCAGCCGGUGCCACUUCGACAUGGCCGUGUUUCUGGCCACCGGUAACGGCAGCGGGGGCGUCUGCGACGACUGCCAGCACAACACGGCCGGGAGGAACUGUGAGACCUGCAAACCCUUCUACUACAAGGACCCGAGCCGGGACAUCAGGGACCCACGGGUCUGUCUGGCGUGCGACUGCGACCCCGACGGCUCCCAGGACGGCGGCCUCUGCGACGGCGGCACCGACACGGUCCUGGGCUCAGAGGCGGGUCGCUGCCGCUGCAAGAGCAACGUGGAGGGGCCGCGCUGCGACAAGUGCAGGACCGGGUUCUUCGGGCUCAGCGCCGACAACCUGCAGGGCUGCCAGCCCUGCCAGUGCGACCCCCGGGGAACCGUGUCCAUCAGCUCCCAGUGUGACCCGGUCAGCGGAGACUGUUUCUGCAAACGGCUCGUGACGGGACGGAGCUGCGACCAGUGUCUGCCCGAGCACUGGGGCCUGAACCACGACCUGAACGGCUGCAGAGGCUGCGAGUGCGACGUCGGGGGGGCGCUAGACAACCACUGCUCCAUGGACAACGGCCAGUGUCGCUGCCGCAGUCACAUGACCGGCCGCCAGUGCACCCAGGUGGAUUCUGGGUACUUCUUCAUGGCCCUGGACCACUUCCUGUACGAGGCCGAGUUCGCCACCAUGGGAGGGGGCAGCACAGUGGAGACCCGGGAGCACCAGCCGGGUCGUCCCGCCACCUGGACCGACCUGGGCUUUGCUCUGGUCCCCGAAGGAGGAACUCUGGAGUUCCAGAUCAGCAACAUUCCGUUCUCCAUGGAGUACGAGCUGCUGCUGCGCUACGAGACGCAGAUGCCGCGGGACUGGGAGGAGGUUCGGAUCUCGGUGGUGCGUCCGGGUCCGAUCCCGACCAGCAGCCCGUGUGGAAACACCAUCCCCGACGACGACCGGCUAACGGCAGCGCUGCCGGCCGGGUCCCGGUUCCUGGUGGUCCCGCGGCCCGUGUGCCUGGAGGCCGGACUGACCUACACGCUCCGGCUGGAGUUCACCCGCUACCAGGACGCCAACAGCAUCCAGACCGGGGGGGCCUACGCCGGGGGGGCCGGAGGGGCCGGGGGGGCCUACGCCGUCCUGCUGGUGGACUCGAUCGCCCUGAUGCCGCGUCACGUUUCCAUGGAGAUGUUCAACGCCGGCGACCCCGGCUCCACCGCCCGGCGGCAGAGCUACGAGCGCUACCGCUGCCACGAGGGCGCCAAGGGCGUGAUCCGGCCGGCCAUGAGCGACACCUGCGCCAAGCUGAUCAGCAGCAUGUCGGCCGUCAUCAACGACGGGGCUCUGCCCUGUAACUGCGACCCCCAGGGCUCCCUCAGCUCUCUGUGUGACGUCCGGGGGGGUCAGUGCCGCUGCAAGCCCAACGUGAUCGGCCGGCGCUGCCACCAGUGUUCCCCGGGAACCUACGGCUUCGGACCGUCUGGCUGCUCCGCCUGCGGUUGCAGCCUGGAAGGCUCAGUGAGCCGGUUCUGCGACGAGUCGUCGGGCCAGUGCCCGUGCCGGCCCGGGGCCUUCGGGCCGCGCUGCGACGGCUGCCAGACGGGUCACUGGGGCUUCCCCAGCUGCCGGGCCUGCCACUGCAACGGCCACGCCGACCACUGCGACCAGCGGAGCGGAGCCUGCAUCGGCUGCAGGGACAACACCGGAGGAGACAAGUGUGACAGGUGUGCUGACGGUUACUACGGUAACCCGGUUCUGGGCGGGGCCUCCAGCGGGCAGUGCCGGCCCUGCCCCUGCCCCGACGGACCCGACAGCGGGCGACACUUCGCCACGUCCUGUUACCAGGACAACCGCAACCGGCAGAUCAUCUGCAACUGCAACCAGGGCUACACCGGGAUUGUUAAACGCUCCGGGGUGACCGUUUUUAAGCGGGCCCGGUGCGAGGAGUGUGCUCCCGGUUACUACGGCAACCCGUCCCAGCCGGGCGGCCGCUGCCAGCCCUGCCAGUGCAACAACAACAUCGACAUGUCGGACAUGGAGUCCUGCGACCGGCGCACCGGCGCCUGCAGGAAGUGCCUGUACAACACGGAGGGCGACGCCUGCGGCGUCUGCCGGAGCGGAUACUUCGGAGACGCGGCGCGGCGCAACUGCAGGAAGUGCACGUGUAACUUCCUGGGGACGGAGCUCAGCCAGUGCAUGGAGCGCGGCGACUGCGUGUGCCAGCGGGCCUCGGGCCAGUGCCAGUGCCGGCCCAACGUGGUGGGCCUGUCAUGUGAUCACUGCGCCCCCAACCACUGGAACAUGGGCGGGGGCGCCGGCUGCCAGCCCUGCGACUGCGACCCCAACAACUCGGUCACGUCGUCGUGCAACGAGUUCAGCGGUCAGUGUCAGUGCCGCGACGGCUUCGGGGGGACGACCUGCCGGGACUGCCAGGAGAACUUCUGGGGAGACCCACGGAUCCAGUGCAGAGCGUGCGACUGCGACUGGCGCGGCAUCGAGACGCCGCAGUGCAGCCGGGCGACGGGCCACUGCGCCUGCAAGCCGGGCGUGUCGGGCGUGCGCUGCGACCAGUGCGCCCGCGGGUUCUCCGGCCAGUUCCCCCACUGCCAGCCCUGCCACCAGUGCUUCGGGGACUGGGACCGCAUCGUGCAGGACCUGGCGGUUCGCACCAAGACCCUGGCGGAGCGGGCCCACGAGAUCCAGAGCACCGGCCUCACCGGGCCCUACGAGAAGUUCUUCAAGGCCCUGGAGGAGAAGCUGGCGCGGGCCCAGGGCAUCGUCAACGCCCGCAACGCCACCGCCGCCGCCGUGGGGACCCUGAUGGAGCUGAUCGAGGACCUCAGGGCUCACAUCGGCGAGACGACGGACACCCUGAACCGGCUGGAGGGCGACCUGACGCUGGUCCAGGACGGCAGCUCGGAGGCGGGGAAGGAGCUGAGCGCGCUGGAGCGCGAGGCCCGGGAGCUGAACCUCAGCUCGGCGCUGCUGCACCGGCAGCUGGACGUCCUGAAGAACUCCAACUUCCUGGGGGCGUUCGACAGCAUCCGUAGCUCCUACAACGUCUCCCGCGACGCCGAGCGCCGCGCCAACGCGUCCACCGUGGCCCGGCCCAGCACCGUCAGCCGCUCCGCCGACACGCGCCGCCGCACCGAGCGCCUCAUCGCCGCCAAGAAGGACGACUUCAACCGCAAGAACUCGGCCAACAAGCGGGCGCUGGGAGACCUGAGCGUCCGGGCACAGGAACUGGACCUGAAGACGAUCAACGAGAAGGUCUGCGGAGAGCCCGGCGACGCCCCCUGCGGGGAGAGCCCGUGUGGAGGGGCCGGUUGCCGCGACGACGAGGGGAACCGCCACUGCGGAGGCCUGAACUGCAACGGCGCCGUGGCGGCGGCGGAGAACGCCCUGGAGCGGGCCGGCCGGGCCGAGACCAAGCUGGGCCGAGCCGUGGAGGAGAUGCAGGGACUCUUCAGCAAGGUGGCCGAGGCGAAGUCCCAGGCGGAGGAUGCGCGGAGCAGAGCCCGGGCAGCGCUGGAAAAAGCCUCGGCCACCAAGACCAAGGUGGAGAGAUCCAACAACCAGCUGAGAGACCUGAUCAAGCAGAUCCGGGAGUUCCUCACGCAGGAGGGGGCCGACCCCGACAGCAUCGAGGCGAUAGCCAACCACGUGCUGGAACUCUCCAUCCCGGCGUCGCCGCUGCAGAUCCGGCUCCUGGCCGACGAGAUCAAGGACCGGGUCCGGAGUCUGGCCAACGUCAACAACAUCCUGCAGGAGACGGAGGAGGACGUGAGGGGGGCAGAGCGGCUGCUGCUGGACGCCAAGAGAGCUCGGCACCACGCCGAGGGCGUGAAGACGGCCGCCGAGACGGUGACCCAGGCCCUGCUGGACGCCCAGACGGCCCAGACCUCGGCGGAGAAGGCCAUCGCCCGGGCCAGGACCGACAUCGGGGACACGGAGAACCGGCUGGCAGAGAUCGAGUCGGAGACGACCACCAGCGAGAAGGACCUGGACGACGCCGUGGGCCGGCUGGGCACGCUGGGCCACCAGAUCAACCUGCUGAAGACCAAACGGGCCAACAACAGCAUGGCGGCGGCCCGGGCCGAGGAGACGGCCACCAUGGCCCGGGACAAGGCCAACGAGGCGGUGCAGAUCCUGGAUGGCCAGCUGAUGGAUAAGUUCAACGAGGUGCAGCAGCGGGUCGACACCAAGGCCAAGGUGGUGCUGGACGCCAAGAAGAAGGCCGAGGGAAUCCGGGAGGAGGCCAAGGAGCUGCUGAAGGACGCUCAGGACAAGCUGCAGCGGCUAGCAGAGCUGGAGAAGAGCUACGAGGAGAACCAGCGGCGGCUGGAGGGAAAGGCCCGGCAGCUGGACGGGCUGGAGGAGAAGAUGAGGGGAAUCCUGCACGACAUCAACAAGCAGAUCCGGAUCUACAACACCUGCCAGUAAAACCCACCCCCCAAACACGCAGCUAACCGACAAUCAGCUGGAACUAAAGACACUCUGCAAGCCGGCGUGCGUUUAAUCCGUGAAUAUAACCAGAAGUGAGCGUGUCGUCUGUCAACGAGCACAUAUUUUACUUUGAAAUUCAUGUCUGCACAUUAUUUCUGCUUUUAUUUUGAAAGGAAUCUUGAAUGGAGAUGUUUAAAUGUUUUAAUAUUCAGAUGAAACACUAAUGCACAGAUUUAAAACCAUCUGCGGGUUGAUUUUUGUUUUGAAUCUGUUAAGUUUUUUUAUCUUUUUAACAGUAGCGUUGAUCAUGUGAACAGUCGCGUCGGCGUGUUUGUUUUAGAGCAGGCGCUCAUCGUCAUCAUCAUCAUCGUCAUCAUCAUUAUUAUAAUUAUUAUUUAUACUGUCACUGACUUUCAAAUAAUCCAAACUUCUUGGGCCGCCAUCGCCACGGCAACGGCAUUAGACAAACACAAGUAAAUCCAGAUUCCUGCGCUGCUUCUGCUGCAGGAGACGGUUAUCUCGGCGUAACGACUCUAACUCUCGUUAGCGACGCUGCAGGUUUGUUUUUCACGUCAGCUGCAGAUCCGAAUCCGGCGCAACCGCUUUUUUCUCCAGGCCGUUUAACUGUGGAUCAGUUGAGCGCGUGAUCGCCGCCGCGGUUCGCCUUCGUUUAGACUCGGAGACGCGCGGCCGCGCCCCGUUUUUAUGAGAAACGCCCAACGCGCCCCCUGGUGUUCGUUCAGGGAGGUGCAGCUCUGCCAGGUCGACCGGCGCCGGCGAGACCUUUUUUGUUCGGAAGAACUUCCUCUGUUUUGUUUGUUUUGAGUAUUAGGGCCAAACUAAGACAAAAAAAAUUGGAAAUUACGAGAAUAAAGUCAUAAUAAUAUGAGAAUAAAGUCGUAAUAUUAUGAGAAUAAAGUCGUAACCAGAAUAUAACUUCACAAGAGGCUCAAUAUUCCUCAUUUUAACACAGGGAGAAGAUGCUCUUCCUGUUAGAGUUCCCAUAAAUUACGACUUUAUUCUCGUAAUAUUACGACUUUAUUCUCGUAAUAUUACGACUUUAUUCUCGUAAUAUUACGACUUUAUUCUCGUAAUAUUACGACUUUAUUCUCAUAAAUUACGACUUUAUUCUCGUAAUAUUACGACUUUAUUCUCGUAAUAUUACGACUUUAUUCUCGUAAUAUUACGACUUUAUUCUCGUAAUAUUACGACUUUAUUCUCAUAAAUUACGACUUUAUUCUCGUAAUAUUACGACUUUAUUCUCAUAAAUUACAACUUUAUUCUCGUAACAUUACGACUUUAUUCUCAUAAAUUACGACUUUAUUCUCGUAAUAUUACGACUUUAUUCUCGUAAUAUUACGACUUUAUUCUCAUAAAUUACGACUUUAUUCUCGUAAUAUUACGACUUUAUUCUCAUAAAUUACGACUUUAUUCUCGUAACAUUACGACUUUAUUCUCGUAAUAUUACGACUUUAUUCUCAUAAAUUACGACUUUAUUCUCGUAAUAUAACGACUUUAUUCUCGUAACAUUACGACUUUAUUCUCGUAACAUUACGACUUUAUUCUCGUAAUAUAACGACUUUAUUCUCGUAACAUUACAACUUUAUUUUCGCAACAUUAUGACUUUAUUCUCGUAAUUUCCAAUUUUUUUUUUAUUUGUCUUAGUUUGGCCCUAAUACUCCGUCGUACAUUUCAGCGACUUCCUUCACUCCAACGCGUCCAAAUGUUCGUUCAGCGUCUACAGAAACUUUCCACGCCGCUAUUUGAAGCUUCCAGUAAUUAUAUUUUUUAAAACUGGAAUCAGUCCAAAUAGGUUUGGAGGGUUCGCGGGACGAUACGGUGCCGUAAACGCAGCCGUCGCCAGGGGCGACCAGGAGGAGGCGACAAAGUCCCCAGAGAUGAUUUUUUGCCGCUAGUGGCGACGAGAGGUCACAGUCGCUAAACGACGCUUCCCAAAAUUAGUAAAAUGUUCUUUUAAAGUGAAUUGAAACAUAUUUUAACCUCCGUGGAGCUGAAAUCCGGAUUCACCGGAUCGGUGGCGGCAGAAACAAACCUCUCUGAGACGAUCGGCAAAGAAACGUUGCUCUGUUGAAGUGACGGUAUUUUCUUUAUUAUUUGAUACGAUAUUUACGUUGUGCAUGAGACUUUGUGUUUGAUAAAAAUAUAAUAAACCAAAAAGUUUUUUUUUUUAUCAGUUUCAGCUGCAGGAACAUACCUGAAAACUACCAAAGCAAAAACACAGAAACCAAAAGAACCUGUCAGGUUUCACGCUGUACGCUGUUGUGAAUAAAGCUCAAAGCUGCAGCUUCUUUCUUCUGAA